GUUCCCGGGGGUGGCAGUCCCGCCUUGUGCGCUGUUCGGUGCCGGUCACGUGGGGACGGCGCGGUGACGUACCCGGCCCGGCUCGGCUCGGCUCAGCAUGGCGGACGCGGCCUCGCAGGUGCUGCUGGGCUCCGGCCUCACCGCGCUCUCGCAGCCGCUCAUGUACGUCAAGGUGCUGGUGCAGGUGGGAUAUGAGCCGCUUCCUCCGACCCUGGGCAGGAAUAUGUUUGGGCGACAGGUUUACCAGCUGCCGGGGCUCUUUGCGUACGCUAAGCACAUUAUGAAGAUAGAUGGAAGAGCCGGACUCUUCAAAGGUUUGACUCCCAGACUCUGCUCGGGCGCCAUCGGCACCAUUGUGCACAGCCAGGUGUUACAGCGAUACCAGGAAGCUGACCAGGAGGAGGAGCCUGGGGCCAGCCUCAAGGAGCCCGUGUCCUCGCUGGAGCAGGUCAUCAAGGAGACCUCCCGAGAGAUGGUUGCUCGUUCUGCCGCGACACUCGUCACCCAUCCCUUCCACGUGAUCACGCUGAGAUGCAUGGUGCAGUUCAUUGGCAGGGAGACCAAGUACAGUGGCAUCUUCAGCCCCUUUGUCACCAUCUACCGGGAAGAGGGCAUCCUGGGCUUCUUUGCGGGGCUCGUUCCCCGGCUGCUGGGCGACGUGCUGUCGCUGUGGCUCUGUAACAUGCUGGCCUACCUCAUCAAUACCUAUGCACUGGAGAACGGGGUAGGCCCCUGCAGCAUUGUGCUGGUAGCUGCCCAGGGUGUGGGGCCUGGAGGCAAACGGAGUUCAGGGGGUCUGAGGGGUGACCCGCUCAGCCCGGGAAGGUCCCAUCUCCACUGGGCCUGGCCUACGCUCCCCUUUGUGUGCUACUCUCCCAACGCCUGGCCGGGGAGCCUGUCCUAGCAGUGUCCGCGACCCGCGUGGGGGCAG
Terrapene triunguis (Three-toed box turtle) is the source of this 931-nucleotide messenger RNA. RefSeq names its product mitochondrial carrier 2 (gene MTCH2). Gene Ontology annotation, cellular component: membrane; mitochondrion. The transcript has 9 exons. NCBI's taxonomy places the organism in Eukaryota, Metazoa, Chordata, Testudines, Emydidae. Gene Ontology annotation, biological process: positive regulation of apoptotic process. Bases 98 to 904 code for a protein of 268 amino acids. The record is from RefSeq and is a predicted model, not a curated record.